Messenger RNA from Cetraspora pellucida, 1263 nucleotides. NCBI's taxonomy places the organism in Eukaryota, Fungi, Glomeromycota, Glomeromycetes, Diversisporales, Gigasporaceae. The record is from the annotation of a GenBank genome assembly.
AUGGAGAGUAAUGAGUCUAUUCUUUUACAACCGAUUCGACAUUUAACUUCAGUGAAAGAUAGUGAAAAUCCAAAAUCACAAUUUACAAGUGUUGAAUGCUUGUCGAAGUCUUCGCGCCCACUACUUCCAAGCAGUUCAACUCUUAUAAUAAAUCUACCUGAUAACUCUACAACAGGAAUAGAUCGUUCACCAAAUACUAUGCAAACCUUUUUACCAGAGAUAAACUCGAAAAGCCAAUCACCUAUUUUUACCUGGAAUAAUGCUUUUCGCAAUAUAUCAUUUAUAAUCUCUUGGUAUUUCUUUUCUACGGCUUUAUCAUUUUACAAUAAGGCACUAGUUGGAAAAGAUAAAUUUGAUUUAGAUCUACCCUUAUUUGUGAGCGCUAUGCACACUGGAUCACAUUUCUUAAUAACACUUGUAUUAAUGAGUGGAAGCCUUCCAUCUAUAUAUAAGAGACCAGAAGGAAAAUCUGUCUCAAUAAAUAGAUAUUUUACAAAAGUAGUUCCUUGCGCUCUUGCUGCAGCAUUCGAAAUAUGUAUGGCUAACGCAUCACUUAUGUAUAUUACUUUGAGUUUUUAUACCAUGGUGAAAUCUUCGACACCCAUAUGGGUACUCAUAUUUGCUUUCAUGUUUGGAUUAGAGAAUCCCCGUAUUAUUUUAGUUUUUAUAAUAUCUGUCAUAAGUAUUGGAGUGAUUAUGACAGUAUUUGGAGAAACUGCAUUUAAUCUUACAGGUUUUUUGUUAGUAUUAGGUGCCGCAAUUUCUAGUGGUUUACGUUGGUCUUUAACUCAAAUGCUCCUUCAACAAGAAGAAAGUAUGAAUAAUCCAAUUGCUACUCUUUAUUAUAUAUCACCAGUAAUGUUUAUUAUGAUGACGAUACUUUCCUUAAUUUUUGAAAGACCAUAUAAUGAAUUUGGUCAUUCAAAACAUUUUAAGGAUUUUGAAACUUUCCUUAAAACAUUGGGUUUGAUGUUAAUUGGUGGGAUUUUGGCUUUUUGUAUGACAAUGUCUGAAUUCGCUUUAAUUAAAAACACUAGUACAGUAACAUUAUCAGUUGCUGGAAUAAGCAAAGAAGUUGUUGUAAUCAUGUUAUCUGUUCUCAUAUAUCAAGAUAUAUUGACCCCUCUGAAUAUAUUAGGGCUUGUGGUUUCUAUUGCUGGUAUUGCAGGCUAUAACUAUUAUAAAAUAAGCAAGAGUAGUCAAGAUGUCAAGGGUCAUUAUCAAGCAGUACCAUCACAUAAGAAUGAGUCAACAAUAGAUUAA